UUUCUCAUCGAAAACUGUCCCUGGAGAAUUCAGAAAGUUGGCUUUUGAAAAGUACGAAGAAUUUCGUAAGCUCUUGAAAGAUUUCAGGAAUCAAAAAUUUGAUGAUACCCAAAUAUCAUCAACCGCGAAGAAGCUGUUUGAUGGGUAUGAUGAUUUAGUCACUGGGUUCAACUCUUUCUUAUCAGCAAAGAAGAAGCAUGUCGCCACUUCGUUGGAGGCAUACAAUAGCACGGUGGACGAUCAAACUCUGACUUCAUCGUGGACAACACAGAUCGAGUUGGUAAAAAAG
Ilex paraguariensis (yerba mate) is the source of this 289-nucleotide messenger RNA. The record is from the annotation of a GenBank genome assembly. Lineage: Eukaryota; Viridiplantae; Streptophyta; Magnoliopsida; Aquifoliales; Aquifoliaceae.